Molecule: messenger RNA, 4354 nt
Organism: Bombina bombina (fire-bellied toad)
Lineage: Eukaryota; Metazoa; Chordata; Amphibia; Anura; Bombinatoridae
Gene: CLDN12
Product: claudin 12
Cellular component (GO): plasma membrane
Source: RefSeq, a predicted model, not a curated record
ACUUGCUCGUAGGGCACGGGUGUCAAACACAAGGCCCCCGGGCCGAAUCCGGCCCACCAGACCUCGUCAUGUGGCCCGUGUAGCCGCCGCCAGCCUUCACAUACAUAUUUAACUUAUGGAAAACUUCUGGCUGGUAGGAAGUGACUGAGUGAGAACAAGACACUGACCUCCUGCUCCCUCAUCACUUCCUCCCAGCUUCCCUAUGUAUCUGCAAGCGCGGGAAAGGGCUAGCAGCAGAGACCAGAGAGGCAGCAGCAGGCACACAGCGAGGCUGUCAUCACUUUCAUUAGAAUCAUAAUGGGCUGCCAGGAAGUCCACGCAGUGACUUUACUUGCCUUCGUAUGCGGCACUGCAUCUAUAGCGGGACUCUUUACUGCCACCCUGCUCCCCCAGUGGAGGCAAAUGAAACUUUACACUUUCAACAGAAAUGAGAAAAACCUGACUGUCUCUAUCGGUCUCUGGGUGAAGUGCACACGUUCAGAGUGGAGCAGAGAUUGCUUGUUUUACGAUACAGAGUGGUAUGCAAGAGUGGACCAACUGGAUAUUAGAGUUCUCCAAUUUGCUCUUCCUUUCAGCAUUAUGACUGCUGCUUCUGCGCUCAUACUUUGUCUAACUGGAAUAUGUAAUACCACAUUCAGUUCAAAUGUACCAAACCUCAAGCUUGUCAAGUGUCUUGUCAACAGUGCAGGCUGCCACCUUGUGGCUGGCUUGUUAUUUAUACUAGCAGGUAUCAUGAGUGUUGUUCCAUCCAUCUGGGCCAUAUUCUAUAACAGCGUGCUGAAUAGCAAGUAUGGGCCCUUCUUUACGUAUGACAUUGCAGUGUUUGUAUCUAUUGGCAGUUCUGGGGGCUUGUUUUUUACUGCACUUUUACUGUUUUUAUGGUACUGUGCCUGCAAAUCUCUGCCAUCGCCAUUCUGGCAGCCACUUUAUUCACAUGUGCCUAGUAUGCACAGUUAUGUACCUCCGUCAUACCCCUCACGGUCCCGAAUGUCUGCCAUAGAAAUAGACAUUCCUGUGGUUACGCACACUGCAUAGCGACCGUUUUAGUGUGUGUGUUUUUGUGUGUACAGACUUUCAUGGUUCCAUCUAAAUAUUUGUAAAACUGUAAUUUUUUUUUUUCUGUUUUAUUUUGUUCUUAUUAUGGGAGUAUUUUUACAUUCAAUUCCUUUAUAUUUUCCUUUGGAUAUUUUGCUUAUUUGGAUGUCUGUAUAUUGUUUAAAUAGUAGGUGUCAGUAAAAAAAACAAACUGCUGUAAACGUUACCUUUUUAAAAAAAAUACAAAUACAUUACUAAUAGUUAUACACUGUUAUACAAAUAGCUGUGAGAGAGAGAACUUCUAUAUGAGUGCCUGGAACUGAUUGGCAUUAUAAAGCAUUUUCUUCUUUAUAAAGGUGUUCCCUGUUUAUGUAAAACGGACUGUCUAGUGAUUAAUAAAACCCUCCUCUACUUCAAAUCAUUGGUGCCAUGGAACCUCAAAAAACUGCUUCUGAUGCCAAAAUGUCUGCACUGUACUAAUCGCCUAUUAUCGGCUAUACUGCAGUGUUGUUUUAAGCAGCAUGAUAUGAAACCUGCCAUACAAUUCAAAAUUAGAUACAAGCGGCCACAGGGGUCUGAAUCAGAGAGCUAUGAAAUCCACUGCAAUAUAUCUAAGGUAGAUUAUUGCUUAGUGGGCAUAUUUGUCAGUCAAGAGGUUAAAUGCAUAAUUAAAGUACCACUCAGGAGAAGCAGAAAGUGCAGCUGACUUGCAUGAAUAGCGCUGUUGAUUGGGCCAUCAGCAGUUUCUGCUCUGAACCAGCAAAUCCCCCUUUGCAGGGAUAAAAUGACAUGCUUAAACAAAUGAGAGCAUAAUCUUUCCCCUACAAUGCCAUUUAAUAACAAAGCCAUACAUUAAAAAAACAAAGGUUUCAUAUAAUAAGUUAUUUAUCUACAGUAUAUUUUUCACUAAAUAUCCCUUCUAAUUAAAGGGACUGAAACACAAUUUUUUUCUUCUAUGAUUCAGAUAGAUCAUACAAUUUUCCCCAUUUAGCGGAGCAUGUGCUUAGCCAGAGAUUAACCACACUUUCUACAAAUCAUAAUAUUGCCAUAAGGCAAAUCCGUAAAAACAUUCAAAUGUUAUAUUGCUUUGUGGCACUCCUGCUUUAUCACUGAUCUCUAACUUGCAUAUUAAACCAAGAGGUAUAAUUAUUAAAAAAAAAAAAAAAAAGAUAAGCACAGUUUAAUUUUUAAUAAUUCCCUUCUGUUUUGUGGUAUUAUGCAAACUUGCGCUUCAGGCGCUUUCCCUGAUGAUUGGCUGUAAGUGGCACAGAAGUGUGCAAAUGUAACCGUGCUUAAAGGGACAGUCUAGUAUUAAUUAAACUUUCAUUAUUCAGAUAGGACUUUUAAUUUUAAUCAACUUUCCAAUUUACUUUUAUCAUCAAAUUUGCUUUUUUCUCUUGGUAUUCUUAGUUUAAACUAAACAUAGGUAGGCUCAUAUGCUAAGUUCUAAGCCUUUGAGGGCUGCCUCUUAUCACAGGCUUUUUAAAUCUCUUUUCAACACAAAGAGACAGAAAGUACACGUGGGCCAUAUAGAUAACACUGUGUUCAAGCACAGGGGGUUAUUUAAGAUUUAGCACAAAACAAUGCUAACUUUAAGACAAUAGAUAAUAAACAGUCACAGUCAUGUGAUCAGGGGGCUGGAAGAAGGUUCCUAGAUACAAGGUAAUCACAGAGGUAAAAAGUAUAUUAAUAUAACUGUGUUUAUGCAAAACUGGGGAAUGGGUAAUAAAGGGAUUAUCUAUCUUUUAAAACAAUAACAAUUUUAAGGUAGACUGUCCCUUUAAAGGGACAUAAUACUUAUAUGCUUAAUCACUUGAAACUGAUGCAGUAUAACUGUAAAAAGCUGACAGGAAAAUAAAAAAGUUCUGUGUAAAAAGUUAUACUUCAGCUGCUCCCAACUGCAGGUAAAAAAAAUAAAUAAAAAAAUGAAGGAAUGAACAGCAGCCAAUCAGCAGUGCUGAGGUCAUGAACUCUCUUACUGUGAUCUCAUGAGAUUUGACUUAACUCUCAUGAGAUUUCAUAGAAAACUUCCUUAAACUGAAUAGGGAAAUGAGUGUGCACGAAUGCUUGCAACUUUUGCUGUCCCGGGACAGACAUACUGAUUUGCUGCUUAGAAGUACAAUGGGAUGUGGCUACUGAGGAACUUUUGAGGUAAAAUAACUUUCUUUUUUACAUAGAGAUGUUCAGGUGAUAUUUUCUAGUCCACUUUUUACAGCUAUGCUGCAUCACUUUCAAGUGUUUCAACAUUUGGGUAUCAUGGCCCUUUAACCAAUUAGUAAGGAUUAAGUACAUAAAGUAGAAAAUAAUUUGUACAAAUAAACAAAUAAAUUGCGCUAAUGUAAAAAAUCUGUUUAUUUUUGUUAUGUAAUCUUCAGUGAAAAAUAUUGCUGAUGGUAGCAUUUUACUGUUGUCACUUGGGAUGCUACAGCUAUAACGUUUAUUAGCUGCCCAAUUCUGAAUUGAAGAAUGGAAAAACACUGUUAGAUUAAUAUUCCAAUCUGCCAGAAAAGUUACAGAAAAAUAUUGCAUAGCAAUUAGAUUUAAAAAAAAGUUUAAUUCCCUUUCAAAAACUAGUUCCAAUGAGUAAGAGAAACCACCAAAUCAAUUAAAUUUUGCAAUAUCUCAGGCUUUUUAAGUUGUUUCUCAAGAUUUAUUUGCAGCCUUUUCUUUGACUAAUAAUAUUUGACUUGUACAAUUAAACUUACAUUUUACUGCUACCAUAAAAUAUUCUGAUAUUUAUUUUGUGUAUAAUUUUUUUUAUAUUUUAGAAUUGUGAUUUUAGUUUUUUUUUUUUUUUUGUAACAAAAUUUAAAAAUUUAAAAUAAAUGUACAUUAAGCAACAUGUACAAGAACUAAAUGCCACUUGAAACAAGCAAAAUCCGUUUUUCAUCAGAUUCAAGGUGUAGAAAGUGAAAAAAAUGUAUUUGACAAACACCUAUUAAAGUGUUUUGAGAGCUUGAAAUUGGGAUACUGAAUUAUCCCCAUACAAGUUAUAGCUUAUUUUUGUGGGUCAAAUGCUUUUGAAAAGUAUGUGAUUAAUUGUGUGGUAUUCAAAUGUUUUGGAAUGGGCUUGAAUUUGAAAAUCUAUGUGAUGCACUUUGCAAGUAAACUUGUAUUGACUGGAAGGGCCUACAUUGUUUGCCAGUAUUUAAUUUUCAUGUCAUACGCUCAGAUGCUCAUUGGCUGUGUAAAUAUUGCAGCACUGCUGCUUUUGGUAUGUUACUUGUAUAAUGCUGGAGUUGGUAAAAUAUGAUAUUUAUUUACUUAUAAUUGCUCAUAUGUGAAACAAUAAAAUUUAACAUGUUAAGUGCUUAACAAA